Molecule: messenger RNA, 2175 nt
Organism: Epinephelus moara (kelp grouper)
Lineage: Eukaryota; Metazoa; Chordata; Actinopteri; Perciformes; Serranidae
Gene: plpp2a
Product: phospholipid phosphatase 2a
Exons: 6
Coding region: 261-1121 (286 amino acids)
Biological process (GO): signal transduction; phospholipid dephosphorylation; phospholipid metabolic process
Molecular function (GO): phosphatidate phosphatase activity
Source: RefSeq, a predicted model, not a curated record
CGGAUAGACGCGCCCCCUGUGCGUAAAAAGGGCAGGACAGACAGGACGCAGCUCCACGCAGCGCUGCUCACCUGAAACAGCGCACAGACAGGCGGACAGGCAGGCAGGUACACAGAGGAGCGGAGCCGGAAGAGCAAGCAGGUCAACUUGUCCUCAUAGUUUCCUUCUCUGUAGUAACUCCUGAGAUCACACCUUAGCCCGCUGCUGCUUUUUAAAAAAGCGCGAUUUAUUUAUGAAAGAGAAUCGGCACCGGAGGAAACAUGACAGAGCAAGGAAAGAAGCUGAUCCUGGUCGUGGUGGAUAUUCUUUGUGUCUUUGUUGCGGCUUUGCCCUCAGCCAUCCUGACGCUGAUGUUCACUCCGUACCAAAGAGGAAUCUACUGUGAUGAUAAGAGUAUCAGCUAUCCCUACAGGAAAGACACCAUCUCCCAUGGAGGCAUGGCUGCAGUCACCAUCACCUGCUCCAUCGUCAUUAUCACCACAGGAGAGGCGUACCUUGUGCACACAAAUCGUCUGCACUCCAACUCCCAGUUCAACCAGUACCUGUCAGCUCUCUACAAGGUGGUGGGCACCUUCCUGUUUGGAGCAGCUGUCAGCCAGUCAUUGACCGACAUAGCCAAGUUUACUAUAGGUCGUCCUCGUCCAAACUUCUUAGCCGUGUGUGCCCCGGCCACCUGUAAUGGGUACAUGCUGCAGAUCAACUGUACUGGCUCCCAUCGAAAUGUGACUGAAUCCAGGUUGUCAUUCUAUUCUGGCCACUCGUCCUUUGGGAUGUACUGCAUGCUUUUUCUGUCGCUCUACAUCCAGGCCCGAAUGCAGGGGAAGUGGACGCGACUGGUUCGACCAACUAUCCAGUUCUUCCUGGUGGCAUUUGCUGUGUAUGUAGCAUACACACGUGUGUCUGACUACAAACAUCACUGGAGUGACGUGCUGGUGGGGCUGCUGCAGGGAGCUCUCAUCGCCGUGCUCACUGUCCGAUACGUGUCCGACUUCUUCAAGCAGCGCCCCCCUCGCUGCACACACGCAGACCCACCAGAGAUCGAAAACCUUGAACGCAAACCGAGCCCGCAGCCUCAUGACUCGCAGCACGGAAACCACUACAACUACUCCGGACCUGUAUGAGCUCUUCACAGCAGCAGCAGCAGCAGCAGCAGCUACUCUUACUAACCUGGGCUCACACGCUCUCUAACAGCAGCUCCGUUACCAAAGGACCUGUGACCUAUACAGGAAAACGCAGUAACCACUACCUAGAAAUCCAGACCAGACCUGCUCCACUCUGAGAUGGCUUUCCAACAUUUUUACAGCUAUAAAAACUCAGAGAUUCCCUCGACCGGUUGGAACAGAAGCUCCGCCGUCUGUGUGUCUUUAAGUUAGGGUGUGUGUGCUGCGAAAAUAUGUGUGAUUGAUUGUGAUUUUGUGUUCAUGUGGAGCGUGUUGUGUUUGAAAGUGUGCAAUGAUGUAUAUUUUUAUGAUGUUUUUGUUUUUCUUAACUCUGUGCUGCGUUUGAGAGAAACGUUUCAGCUUUGUGGGGGAGAACUGAUGCUGUGAGUUUAUCGGAAAAGUGAGCAAAGACUGAUCGAGAUAUGUAAAUUUAAAAAACACCAGCCAAAGAUUUCCGUCUGUCCUUGAGUACAGUCACAAAACAUCAGAGGCUGAAUGUUUUUCACCUUGUUGCAGUCAGAUAAGACUAUUUUUACCUACACUGGAGUUAGAUUGUAUCUGCCUGUUCCAGCCACUUGUCAUUUUUAUCUGCAGACGUCUGUAUUUUAUGUUUUUAAGAUAUGCAUGUGUAAUGGACUGCCGCAACUAUAUACGUGAUUUUGUAUAGUGCUAACAUUUUUAUUUUGUUUAUUACUACUGUAUCUAAUAAAUGUGUAGCUUUUUAAGAAUGCAUUAUCACUACUUUACAGUGCAACUUUCUGAGCUGGCAACAUCAUUCUGAAUGUUUCUUCUUUUUUUUUUUUUAUAGACGAACUUCACUUAAAUGACUGAGAAAAGACAAGCUGAGGCAAUUUUAUCCCAUAAACCAUCAUUUUUUUUAGUCUUUAGUGUUGGUAGAAGAACAAUCUGGACAUCUUCCUUUCCUCUUUAUAACAUGUGUAACCUAAUGUAAUCAUUUCUUUCCUUCAGCCUGUCGGUUGUUCUGUGUAGUUUUCUCUAUAAAUAUUAGCCAGCA